Molecule: messenger RNA, 1259 nt
Organism: Cucurbita maxima (winter squash)
Lineage: Eukaryota; Viridiplantae; Streptophyta; Magnoliopsida; Cucurbitales; Cucurbitaceae
Product: cysteine synthase-like
Exons: 11
Coding region: 110-1081 (323 amino acids)
Cellular component (GO): cytoplasm
Molecular function (GO): cysteine synthase activity
Source: RefSeq, a predicted model, not a curated record
UGAUUUUGGGCAAGUAAUCGGACUAACACUCUCCUGCUCUGAUUUCAACCUCCAUUGAUGAGCUUCUACCCAUCUUCUCCAUUUGUUGAAACUGAACUUGAGUGAACACAUGGAGGACAAGUGUGCAAUCAAGACUGAUUCCACUGAACUAAUAGGCAAUACCCCCAUGGUGUAUCUCAACAAAAUUGUAGAUGGCUGCUUUGCCAAGAUUGCUGCUAAACUAGAGUCAAUGGAGCCUUGCUCGAGUGUCAAAGACCGAAUCGCCCUCAGUAUGAUACAAGACGCGGAGGAUAAGGGCCUCAUAUCACCAGGGAAGAGUGUACUUAUCGAGACUACAGCGGGAAACACCGGCAUUGGACUGGCAUGGAUUGCAGCAAUCAAGGGGUACAGACUCAUUCUCAUAAUGCCAGCUUUCUUCAGCAUGGAGAGAAGAAUUCUGCUACUCAGUUUUGGAGCCGAGUUGCAUAUCACCAACCCAGAAAUGAGUAUUGAUGCAGUUAUAAAGAUGGCUGAGGAUCUUGAAAAAUCCACACCCAAUGGAUAUUUUCUGAGGCAGUUUGACAAUCCUGCCAAUGCAAAGAUUCACUACGAAACGACUGGGGUGGAGAUAUGGAAAGAUUCAAAUGGAAAAAUCGACGCGCUCGUGGCUGGGAUUGGGACAGGGGGGACACUAACUGGUGCAGGGAAGUUCCUUAAGGAGCAGAACUCAAAAAUCAAGGUAUAUGGAAUAGAACCAGUUGAAAGUGCAGUGUUGAGCGGAGGACAACCCGGUCACCAUCUCAUACAAGGAAUUGGUGCUGGUUUCAUCCCGUCGAUUCUCGACAUCAAAUUGAUCGACGAGGUUAUUCAGAUAUCAAGUGAGGAAGCCAUUAAAACUGCAAAGCUACUUGCUUCAAAAGAAGGCCUUUUGGUCGGCUUUUCGUCCGGUGCUGCUGCAGCUGCUGCAAUCAAGAUCGCAAAGCGACCCGAAAAUGAAGGAAAACUGAUUGUUGUGAUCUUUCCGAGCUUCGGCGAGCGGUAUCUAUCGAGUUCACUCUUCGACUCAGCUAGGCAGGAGGCAGUAAACAUGGCAUACAGUUAAACACACAAAGAAAUCAGGAAACUAUUUAUUAUUUGCUGACUAGAUUUCAAGGUAGAAUAAGUUAAAGAACAUAAGCUUCCUGUUUGCAGACGAGACAAAGUGGACAAUGUUAUGUACAUUUUCAUUGUUUGUUCAUGCAUAACACUGGAAAGAACAAAAUGCUAUUCGAGGUUAUUGA